GUGAAAGCCGCGUCACUAUUGGCUGAGAGCUGCCAUCCCUUUGAGACCGGAGGCCCCAUUGGCUGGUGCUCAGCGAGACACUCACGCGCACAAUAUCUUCCUUCUUUUGUUAUUGUACGGAGCGCGAGGGUAGGCUUUUGGGCGCUAGCAGGAUGCACGAGCGGAGACAGCGAGGCUGAUAGUCAUAUCGACAGGGAUAGAAGCCGAUAGCCCCUUAGGGGAGGAAGGAAAAUCGGAUUACUAGCUACCUCAGUGCACCACAUUCUUCACUACUUCACUUCUAAUCCCUCAAUACUCCGGCUGAUGUCAUCAUGUCGGUAAACGCCCCCAGCAGCAAUGACGCCUGCCUGAGCAUCGUGCACAGCCUCAUGUGCCACCGGCAGGGUGGUGAGAAUGAGGGUUUCGCCAAGCGUGCCAUCGAGAGCCUGGUGAAGAAGCUCAAGGAGAAGAAGGACGAGCUGGACUCGCUCAUCACCGCCAUCACCACCAACGGUGUGCACCCCAGCAAGUGUGUCACCAUCCAGAGGACCCUGGAUGGACGCCUGCAGGUUGCAGGGAGGAAAGGCUUCCCCCAUGUGAUCUACGCUCGACUAUGGCGCUGGCCAGACCUACACAAGAAUGAGCUAAAGCACGUCAAGUUCUGCCAAUACGCCUUCGACCUCAAAUAUGACAAUGUGUGUGUCAACCCCUACCACUAUGAGAGAGUGGUUUCGCCCGGCAUUGUUGGUCUCAGUCUCCAAAAUACAGCCCUCUCUCCUCUAGGCCCCCCUGGGAGGCUGAUCAAGGAGGAGUACAUUCAUGACUGUAUCCAGAUGGAUAUGCCACCAGGCAUGUCCCCGUCGGACCACCCCCACCCAGGGGUGCUCAAGCUACAGCCUCCGGACCACUAUGGCCAGCCUCUCCCGCCUCUGCAGCUCCCGCCGGAACCGCAGCGGGCCCCUCCGCCCAUCACCCUCUACCCCAACAUGCCCCUCUCGCCCACAGUGUCUGGCUCUAUGCUGCCUCUCCAGGGAGGUCACAGUGAGGGGCUCCUACAGAUAGCCUCCCCUCUGGGUCAGGUCAUGACCACUAUGACCCCCACGCCGCCCCCCUCCACCCCAACACACGGGCUGCCACACGGGCCACCACAGAACCCCCAGCCCCUGCCUGGUCAGAAUGGAUACAACAGCUCCAAACACACACAGUCACAGGCUGCGUUCCACACAACUUGGACAGGUACUAGCACAGCCUCCUACACUCCUGUGGGACCACAACAACAGAAUGGGCGUGGCCACCAACAGCCUCCUCUCCACCAUCCAACCAGCUUCUGUAAGUUAAGCAGUUACAGGUCUCAGCAUCAUGGCUCAGCCUCAUUUCCUCCCCCUGUGUCCAAUCAUCCAGGGCCAGAGUUCUGGUGCUCCAUCUCCUACUUUGAAAUGGAUGUCCAGGUGGGGGAGAUGUUCAAGGUGCCGGCUAGCUGCCCGGUGGUGACGGUGGACGGCUACGUGGACCCCUCAGGGGGUGACCGCUUCUGUUUGGGCCAGCUCAGCAACGUCCACCGCACCGACGCCAGCGAGAGAGCCAGGUUGCACAUAGGUAAAGGAGUGCAGCUGGAGUGUCGUGGCGAGGGAGACGUGUGGAUGCGCUGUAUGAGCGACCACGCCGUGUUCGUGCAGAGCUACUACUUGGAUCGAGAGGCAGGCAGAGCGCCAGGCGACGCAGUACACAAGAUCUACCCCGGCGCCUACAUCAAGGUGUUUGACCUGAGACAGUGUCACAGGCAAAUGCAGCAGCAGGCAGCUACAGCGCAGGCAGCGGCAGCAGCUCAGGCUGCCGCUGUGGCAGGCAACAUCCCUGGGCCAGGCAGCGUUGGAGGCAUAGCACCUGCAGUCAGUCUUUCUGCAGCAGCAGGGAUAGGUGUGGACGACCUCCGGAGGCUGUGUAUCCUGCGGCUGAGCUUUGUGAAGGGCUGGGGGCCCGACUACCCCCGGCAGAGCAUCAAAGAUACCCCCUGUUGGGUGGAGGUACACCUGCACCGGGCUCUGCAGCUGCUGGACGAGGUACUACACACCAUGCCCUUGGCCGACCCAGGACCCGCUAACUGAGUAAAAGGAAAGAGGAUCAGUUAAAAAUCCAUACUGGGUUAAAAACAUACAAACACACACACACACACACACACACACACACACACACACACACACACACACACACACACACACACACACACACACACACACACACACACACACACUGAUUCCCCCUCUUGACGAUACAUAUUUAAGCAAUAAGGCCCGAGGAAGUGUGGUAUAUUGCCCAUAUAUCACAAACCCCCGAGGUGCCUUAUUGUUAUUAUAAACUGGUUACCAAUGUAAUUAUAGCAGUAAAAAUGUAUAUUUUUGUCAUACCAGUGGUAUGCUGUCAGCCAAUCAGCAUUCAGGGCUCGAACCACCCAGUUUAUAAAGACUGAUACAGAUUGAUACAUGCACACACAACCACAUACAUGUUUUCGUUCUAUUUAACGCACACAAUGUAGAGCCACUCAAAGCCCCACAAAGGCUAACCUCAAUCUCGCCGUCACACACAGACACACACACAAGCAGCCAACAAUCACUGCACUCUCCUUAACCACUUGUACUGACUCCCACACACCCAUGCAACCACUAACCAAACCUGUGGGCAUGCAGAUAUAAAACUACUGAUGUCCUGAACAUACUUUCCAUGUUUUGUGAACAUUAAUUAUUUUUUCACAGCACAAACACCACAAAGCAGCCUUGACCCCUGAAUUACCUUUCAUAGAGGUUCUUUAUUAUAGUAUAAACAGGUAACUUUAGUGAAAAUGUAUACUGAGUAAUUUAUGUUUAUUCUUCUAUUCUCUACAGAAAUAGAAAUGCAAUGUAGAAAACUAGGAAUGUUUUUCAGAGAUCCAGUGUUCUGACAUGAUACAAGCACUUUGGUACGGUACUCCUCAAAUGCACACACAAUCCACACUUACUUAUUUCCUGCUUACAUGUAUACACACACACACACACACACACACACACACACACACACACACACACACACACACACACACACACACACACACACACACACACACACACACACACACACACACACACACACACAUCAGAAAUCCAAAGAUGACCCAAACCCAGGAGGACUACAGAUCUUGACCUAAAUAACUCAUGAACAAUAUGAACUGGUCAAACACAAAUCUCACACUACAAAAUCAGAUUUGGAGUCCGAUGUUAACCUAGAAGAUGUACAGAGUUUUUGGUAAAUCCAGACCAAUAGAACAGAUGCUUUAUAUCGGUGAUUAGAACCUGGGUCACAGAACCAAGAUGUCUCGGAACUGUGAAGAACACCAGAGUGAUGGAACCAGCGUCCUAAUUAAUCUAGCCAGCCAUCCUUUUGUCAUCUCUGUGUGUGUGUUGUGUUCUCCUGUGUGUGGGUAUCAACUCAAAUAGUUAGUCAUUCUUAUCUUGUUAGCCCUAUAAUAACACAGGGCACUUUUCUCAAGCUAAUUUAUUUUCUUACCAAAAGACAAAAAAAGCCAAAAAAAAUGUAAGCUUUAAAAUAGUGGUGUGGGUAUUUGUGAUGAAGCAGUACAGUGUAUGUAACCAAACAGUUUGCCAUUCGGCGGAACUCACCAAAGCCAGAAUACCUCAUGAUAACAGUGUAAACCCACAGUUUGUCUUUCAGCCAAAACCUCAGACGCUCAGCAUUUUCUCUUGUAAGUUCCCCCUUAAAGCGUCCGCAUGCUUCCCAGCCGAAACAAUUUGUAAGAGUUUGUGAUAUUAUGACAACAUUUUGUGAGGUUUUUGUUUGUUUUGGACUUCGGUAAAGAGUCUUUUCAGCUGUUCGGGCACACAAAUGUUUUUCUCGAGGCCAGCCGAUGUUUGGGAGCCGAAGUCUACACCCCUUCGUCCGUAAUUAGUCAACUGUGGGGAUUCUUCAAUAAAGUCUUUGGGUGUGUUUGUAAAUUGCCUUCAGUGUGUCAGAGUGUGCUCUGGGUCGUUCAUAAAUUCAGAGCAUUUCACUCUCGGAGUGUUCAGAGCGCACACUGGAUGCUCUGGCCGAGGAGUAGGGUUGACCCGAGUGUUCUGACCUCAACGGCAGUCAAGCACCCAAGCUAACUGGCUAAAGUUGGUUAGUUUGCUAGCUACUUGCAGACACAAAUGAGCGAACACGUCACUCUGACCAUUUUACUCACCCUAGCAGAGCUGGUUAGGCUGUUUUCAUGUUAUCUAGAGUGUUAGUAACUUUAACUGUGCUGCUGGCAACAAUUAAAUUCAGUUUAUUUGCAGACGUUUACUGACACUGGUCAUAUUCAUUGGGUGUUGCACAUUUGUAAAUUCAUCAGUUAUUCUGUGCUCUGGCACACUCAGACAAGAGUGCUCUGAAAUUGGCGUAAAUAGCCAGAGUAAAUUUACGAACAUGGUUGUCACUCAAUGAGAGACGACUUGUUUUCAUGCAAAAUGUUUAAUUGAGAAAUACUGCACCUUAGUUAGAUGUAAAAUUACGCGACUAAGAUCUCCCCUGCAAAAACGUCUAAAUGAAUGACAGAUUUCUUGAGUUAUCUUAGAUUCGUUCUGACUUUUGAGGAAGUGUAUCUGGACAAACAGUACUAUUGACACUUUUUUCUCGUUUUUCAAGGGAGUAUGCGAGCACACUCUUUCGGUUCACCUAGCCGACUUUGGCUAGCCGUCAGCCGAACUGAAGCAUGCUGAUGCCUUUACAGCCUCAUAUCACACUAUGCCUUUCACCAAAUAAAUAUAAAAUGGAUUAUGGAGUGGACCCACAAUGAAGCCUUGGGGAACACCAAGACAUGAUCCAGGCAGUUAUACAGUAGUUAUUAGUCUUUAAAAGUUGAAAUCCAGUGACUCGUGGGAAUAAUCCUUUGAGAAGAGACCCAACACAACUUUUAAAAAUAUAAUUCUAAUAGGAUGCCCCAACUUUGGAUACAAUGAUUAAUUCUCAGUCAGUUUAAAUUAGGCCAUAAUAAUAUCACUUAUACUGCGACAAAACAUUAAGAACACCUUCCUAAUAUUGAGUUGCACCCCCCCCCCCCCACACACACACACACUUAUGCCCUCAGAACAGCCUUAACUCAUACGGACAUUAACUCUACAAGAUGUCAAAAGUGUUCCACAGGGAUGCUGGCCCAUAUUGAUUCCAAUGCUUCCCUCAGUUGAUGUCUUUUGGGUGGUGGACCAUUAUUGAUACGCACAGUAAAUUGCAGGUGUCCUUAAUGUUUUGUACACUCGGUGUAGGUCACUUUGGAUAAACUGUAAAAUGAUAAAAUGUAUCUUUGGAAUGGAAGAUGACUUUCCUUUGCAUUCAUUUAAGUCAGGUCAUCUUGGUAAUGAUCAACCUCAAGCCUACUGAAGUGAAGUUAUGACCGAUGUUCUAACAUUGAUGCAUAAUACGACAUGCAAGCUAAUCAUUUAAGACAGCAGCCGGAAGUAGGCUAUGCUUCAUGAUUUUGCGUUGAAAAACCUGGACUGAAUGCAAACCUUCACUCCGUCCAGGGGAAGGAACAUGAGUGUUUUUAUUGGCUCCUUCCUGUGCUCUGCUGCAUUUGAUACAUGUGCCUUUCCGUUCUCCAAGUCAGGCUGUUUAGGGAUGUACUUCACAGAUGCUAGGGUUUAUGUCAUUCAUAAGUGUGACAUCUGCAAAGCAUGACCAUUUCCUCCAGAUGGACUGUGAUUUCUAUUCAGCCGACAUGUUGGCCACAUACCCUAUGCUCAAGGUCAAAAAGGUAAAUUCUUUCCCCCAUAGUUAUCAAACCAGAGGUGUCCAUUUAUAAUCACUGUUUGUGAUUUGUGCUUUUAGUUUUAGUCAAAGUAGAUGACACCCCUCACAGUGGAUUGUAACACAGACAAUACUUUGUCUUCCUUUGUCUGUAGAUAUAUAGUACCAUGAUAUAUGGGUUGUGAUCUCGAUAGGUUUAUCCCUUCUGUUGAGUGUGUUGGUUGGAUGGGAAAUGGAAAAUAACACAGCUCAAGUGCUUUGUACACGUCACUGAGUUUUGCUGAUCAAUUUGGGCAAUGCAGCAAUAAGAAGUGAAACGUGUUGAGCUCAACAGCCCCUGAGUUAGAUUGAGCACAACAUAUAGUGGUUCCCUCAGGUACUGUGUUACAGCCCCAUUGUAAACUUGCUGCCCUUUGAAACUGUGCAUGCACUCCACACACCUGUCACAAUUGAUUUCAUUAUUUGUCACUUAGGCUCCACUUGUCUGGGAGUGUUAAGUAUUCAGGGAUGAAGAGAGGUUUAAAACUAUUAUUGCUCCAUCUAUGGCUCUGUUUAUCAUAGUGCUAUAUCUACCCGACUACAUCUCCGCUCAACCAAUGCUUUAACCAUUGAGAAUAGGGUUUCAAAGCUACCAGUAGUUUACCAAAGUUACCAGAAUCCUUAGUAAUUUUGGUAAUUAACAGAAAAUCUAUGGCAAUCUAUUGUAACUUUGGUAAUUUAUACUUGAAUAACUUUAAAAAAAUGUAUUCAUAUAUAGUAUUCCUGUUUUUUUCCAUCUGUAUCCAUGUUGCCCAUGAUUUCUAGUAGAUAGACCAUACGGUUCAAGAGAAAAUAGUCUAAUUAAUGAAAAAAUCAUGUAAUCAACAAUGGCAUUUAGAUUUAACUCUGCAACUUUUUUUUUUUUACAACUGCCACCAGUUUGAUGCCAAAACAUUGACAACAAAUACAUAUUGACAUAGUAAAAAAAAUAUAUAUAUAUAUAUAUAUAUACACUACCAGUAAAAAGUUUUAGAACACCUACUCAUUCAAGGGUUUUUCUUAAUUUUUUACAUUGUAGAAUAAUUGUGAAGACAUCAAAACUAUUAAAUAACAAAUAUGGAAUCAUGUAGUAACCAAAAAAGUGUUAAAAGGCAUGAAAAUAUAUUUGAUAUUCUCAAAUAGUCACCCUUUGCCUUGAUGACAGCUUUGCACACUCUUGGCAUUCUCUCAAACAGCUUCACCUAGAAUGCCUUUCCAACGGUCUUCAAGGAGUUCCCACAUAUGCUGAGCACUUGUUGGCUGCUUUUCCUUCACUCUGCGGUCUGACUCAUCCCAAACCAUCUCAAUUGGUUGAGGUCGGGGGAUUGUGGAGGCCAGGUCAUCUGAUGCAGCACUCCAUCAUUCUCCUUCUUGGUAAAAUAGCUCUUACACAGCCUGGAGGUGUGUUGGGUCAUUGUCCUAUUGAAAAACAAAAAUAAUCCCACUAAGCUCAAAGCAGAUGGGAUGGCGUAUCACUGCAGAAUGCUGUGGUAGACAUGCUGAUUAAGUGUGCCUUGAAUUCUAAAUAAAUCACAGACAGUGUCACCAGCAAAGCACCCUCACACCAUCACACCUCCUCCUCCAUGCUUUAGGGUGGGAAAUACACAUGCAGAGAUCAUCCAUUCACCCACACCGCGUUUCACAAAGACAUGGCGGUUGGAACCAAAAAUCUCCAAUUUGGACUCCAGACCAAAGAACAAAUUUCCACCGGUCUAAUGUCCAUUGCUCGUGUUUCUUGGCCCAAGCAAGGCUCUUCUUCUUAUUGGUGUCCUUUAGUAGUGGUUUCUUUGCAGCAAUUUGACCAUGAAAGCCUGAUUCACACAGUCUCCUCUGAGUAGUUGAUGUUGAGAUGUGUCUGUUACUUGAACUCUGUGAAGCAUUUAUUUGGGCUGCAAUUUCUAAGGCUGGUAACUCUAAUUAACUUAUCAUAUGCAGCAGAGGUAACUCUGGGUCUUCCAUUCCCAUGGCGGUCCUCAUGAGAGCCAGUUUCAUCAUAGCACGUGAUGGUUUUUGCGACUGCACUUGAAGAAACGUUCAAAGUUAUUGACAUUCUCUGUAUUGACUGACCUUCCCAGAGUCGCCUCUUCACUUUUGACGUUGAGACUGGGGUUUUUCGGGUACUAUUUAAUGAAGCUGCCAGUUGAUGACUUGUGAGGCGUCUGUUUCUCAAACUAGACACUAUAAUUUACUUGUCCAGUUGUGCACCGGGACCUCCCACUCCUCUUUCUAUUCUGGUUAGUGCCAGUUUGCGCUGUUCUGUGAAGGGAGUAGUACACAGCGUUGUACAGGAUCUUCAGUUUCUUGGCAAUUUCUCGCAUGGAAUAGCCUUCAUUUCUUAGAACAAGAAUAGACUGACGAGUUUCAGAAGAAAGGUCUUUGUUUCUGGCCAUUUGAGCCUGUAAUCGAACCCACAAAUGCUGAUGCUCCAGAUACUCAACUAGUCUAAAGAAGGCCAGUUUUAUUGCUUCUUUAAUCAGAACAACAGUUUUCAGCUGUGCUAACAUAAUUGCAAAAGGGUUUACUAAUGAUCAAUUAGCCUUUUAAAAUGAUUAACUUGGAUUAGCUAACACAACGUGCCAUUGGAACACAGGAGCGAUGGUUGCUGAUGAUGGGCCUCUACGCCUAUGUAGAUAUUCCAUUAAAAAUCAGCCAUUUCCUGCUACAAUAGUCAUUUACAACAUUAACAAUGUCUACACUGUAUUCCUGAUCAAUUUGAUGUUAUUUUAAUGGACAAAAAGUUGCUUUUCUUUCAAAAUCAAGGACAUUUCUAAGUGACCUCAAACUUUUGAACGGUAGUGAAUAUUUAUACAUGUAAAUAUAUUUCAUGCUGAAACCCUCAUAUUAAACAUCAAUGGUAUUCACUAAAUUGAUUGUUUAUAUUUAGGAUAAUGUUUUACAGCUUAUAUUUGACAUGUGAUGAGGCUACACAGAGGGCCAGAGAUAAAUACAGACACCUGUGAUAAUCUGAGUAACCCAAAAGGGCCACCUGAUGUCUUGUGAAAAAUAUCAAAAUGUGGGUAGUUUACUAGUAAACUGAAGGUCUCCAGUAAUAUACCCUCUCUUUGCAGCCCUAAUUGAGACCCAUGCCAUGUUCCUCUGCAUUUGACCACAUUCAAACUGAUACCUGUCACAAAAAAGAACGUGAGUGAGAUGACGGUCACUCAACAGGAAUCAUACAUCAUUCCAUAAAGAAAUGAACUAUUUCGUUUUAAAACAGAAAAAAAUAGACAAUAUGUUGUCAAGUGUGAAAUGACUCAAUUUGGCUAUUUUAUGGAUAUUGUUAUUUCUAUUAUUGUUGCAAUUGUAAUUAUUUUAUUGUAAAAAAAAACGUGCUGCUCUUGUAAUGUUGACUGUACACCCAAGUGAAAUAAAAAUACAGCAUUGUAAUUUUAA
Messenger RNA from Salvelinus fontinalis (brook trout), 9144 nucleotides. It is a transcript of the gene smad10a, whose product is annotated as SMAD family member 10a. Gene Ontology annotation, molecular function: RNA polymerase II cis-regulatory region sequence-specific DNA binding; DNA-binding transcription factor activity, RNA polymerase II-specific; I-SMAD binding. The record is from RefSeq and is a predicted model, not a curated record. Gene Ontology annotation, cellular component: heteromeric SMAD protein complex. Lineage: Eukaryota; Metazoa; Chordata; Actinopteri; Salmoniformes; Salmonidae. Gene Ontology annotation, biological process: anatomical structure morphogenesis; cell differentiation; BMP signaling pathway. The transcript is spliced from 12 exons. The coding region runs from base 312 to 2084 and encodes 590 amino acids.